GGUUACUAGAGCAACAGCUACGUUGUCUAUUAUAGCAACAAUGUUUGAAUUGGAAACUUGGCAACGAAAACAGAAUGUUCUAAACAAAAAUAUUUCUAUCGGGUAAACAACGGACUAGAAUUCAUUAUAAAAAUAUUUGAAGUGCAGCUGAGAUUUCGAGAUACAAUUUACAGCCUCAUAUUUUAAAAAGACCGAGCUAACGGUGGCUUCAUUGAAAGAAAAACUAAAACAAUGUCGCUUGUUUACAUUACACAUCACAAUGAGAAUAUCUUUGACGUGGAGCGCGAGCCGGAAAAGCCACAGGAUUCGCAAAUGACACAAUAUGGUCGGACUAAUAAAGGAAAUCGCGCAAAUGAGGAGGCCUUAAUCCUGGCCGAUGGCCUGAAAGAGAGCGCAGAGAGGGCAGCUCGUUGUACUAAGGAGUUGCGUGAUCGUCUUAGCCUGGAGUACAAGAAGCAUUCGAUGGUGAUGCUUAAGGACGGGGUUCGUCUGCUUACGGAUGCCAAGAAGUCCCAACAUCGCACCAUGGGAUGUGCCAAUGUGCCCCUGGAUCCACCAUGCGCCUUUCUGCGCAAGAAUCAGGGCGUCAAGUGGCGUCGCGAGAAUCUUCAUGUGUGUCCCAAGGGAUCGAAUAUGCCGCCGCUGCCGGAAUUUGGCAAGAAGGAGAAGAAAUCCGAUAUGGUGCCCAAUUUUGUGCGGCGUAAUAUUAAAUGUGCCCGCAGCACAGUUCGCUGUCCACCGCCUCCACGCAUCGUGGACACGCCGGAAGGCACGCGUCAGAAUUUGCUCAAUUCCGGGCUGGUGCCGCAGUACGUGUGCCGCAAAGACUUUGGCCAGGUGCCCAUCUACAUACAAAAGACUAAGAAAAUGCUGUCCGCAGCCCAUGCCGUUUGCUGCAAGGAGCAGGCACGCCUAAUGGAACUAUGUGGUGGCGUCAAAGGAGCAGCCGCAUCUGCCCAAAAGCUGCAACAAUCGCAGCAGAGUCGAGAAGGUGGUGCCCCAGAUAUGCCAGGCAUGCGAGUCAUGGACCAAGCCGAGCGUAACGAUAUACUUGUCGGUCUACGGGCCCAUCUCAAUGAGAUGACCAAAAGCUAUCAGUCCAUGUCCUUGCUCAUCGACAGCGAGAACAAGCGUCAACGCAAGGGAAAACUGGAAAGCGAUUUGCGGCAGCUCGAACAGGAUAUCUUAUUGCUAGAGACCAGUCCCAUUAUUUAUGUUUCAUUGUACUAAAAUUUUGUUUUUAAAGUAUUUAAUCAUUGCACUUACACACACACAUACAUGCACUCAAAAAAUCAGUUUAAUAAAAAUUAAACAGGCAUUUCCCAAAUUCCGCAGCAUAAUCAAUUCCGCAAAGUUUCAAUCGUGUAAAAAAAGCAUUUAAAAAAUAUAAUUUUAGGUUUUAUUAAAGGACACUGCGGAAUUGAUUCGGCAACGGAAUUUUGGAUAGCACUGUUCAUGUUUAUGUAUCGA
Drosophila innubila is the source of this 1470-nucleotide messenger RNA. Its product is annotated as enkurin. Bases 232 to 1230 code for a protein of 332 amino acids. The record is from RefSeq and is a predicted model, not a curated record. The transcript has a single exon. Gene Ontology annotation, molecular function: calmodulin binding. Gene Ontology annotation, cellular component: acrosomal vesicle. Lineage: Eukaryota; Metazoa; Arthropoda; Insecta; Diptera; Drosophilidae.